Messenger RNA from Seminavis robusta, 852 nucleotides. Lineage: Eukaryota; Bacillariophyta; Bacillariophyceae; Naviculales; Naviculaceae. The record is from the annotation of a GenBank genome assembly.
AUGCCUCAAAUCGAAUUCUGGGACGAAAAAUUGACGGAAGAGGUUCAAAUCCUCCAGAGCAUGUUAGCAAGCUGUAGUGAUCUCUUCGAUGAAGAAGAUACCCCAAUCUACGACUCUCUUCUUGACGAUGAUGGCAGCAGCGACUUUGCCAAGUUAUUUAGGGACGCCAACCGGACUAAACGAUGCUUCAAGACACAAAUCAAUCUCUUGCCCGAUAGUGACGCCGCCACCAAACAAGAAUGGGUGGAUCGCCUUGACUUUUUAAGCGAAGAGUUGACAUUAUUGGAAUCAGAUUGGGCAAUCCUCUCAGCCGACAAUCUUUCCGCGAGCAAUGCCUCGGUUGAGUCAACAACAGCGACCCGUACGAGGGCAGAGCCAACAACAAUGCAGGACGCCUCGUUGCAAUUCGGGGCAACCAACGUGCGACCGAAUAUCCCGGAAGAGUCCUUGGGUCGCAUUUCAACUACGAUGGCCGCUCCUGUGGAUUUGAGUCCAAAACAAACAAAGACAACCCGCAAAAGUCAUGCCCGCAGGAGCAUUCGGAAGCCCACCAAGACAACAGAAUGCAACAACAAAGCUCCCACUGCAGAAAUGGAUGUCCCUCCGAACCAACGUCUAUCCAACACGGAAGUAGAAGAUUUGCCUAUCAAACCAGUAGGAGACGACUAUACAUCGGAACUAUCACAAACGGAAGAGGAAUCUUUGAAGUCUUUUGAAAGCGGCGAAUGCCAAAGACUCCCCUUCCGCAGAUCUGAAACACGAAUUGAUCGAAAAUCGAUCGACAAGGAGGAGGCUGCCCGCUCUGCCAAGCUAAUCAAACGCUUUCGGCGUGCUUUGGUUUCACGUCGUUAG